Kogia breviceps (pygmy sperm whale) is the source of this 1808-nucleotide messenger RNA. It is a transcript of the gene CDC20, whose product is annotated as cell division cycle 20. NCBI's taxonomy places the organism in Eukaryota, Metazoa, Chordata, Mammalia, Artiodactyla, Physeteridae. The record is from RefSeq and is a predicted model, not a curated record. Gene Ontology annotation, molecular function: ubiquitin ligase activator activity; anaphase-promoting complex binding; protein binding. Gene Ontology annotation, biological process: positive regulation of anaphase-promoting complex-dependent catabolic process; anaphase-promoting complex-dependent catabolic process; positive regulation of ubiquitin protein ligase activity. Gene Ontology annotation, cellular component: anaphase-promoting complex.
UGAGAUCUGCGACUUGCCCCGGAAGACCCGCCCCCUGUGCCGUGGAGGCCAAUAGGCAAGGGCAACGGUUGCGACGGUUGGGUUUUGAAGGAGCCAAUGAGUGCUCGGAGCGGAGAGUUUAAGAAGCGUAAAUCCGCACUGCUAAGGCCGGUCUGGGAUCUGAGACUGCUUUGAGCUGACAGUGAGAGGCGGCUGGGCCGAGCGAACCGGGCGGGCAGCCCUCCUCCUCCAGACACUCCCAUGGCCCAGUUCGUGUUCGAGAGUGACCUGCACUCGCUGCUGCAGCUGGAUACACCCAUCCCCAAUGCACCCCCUGCUCGCUGGCAGCGCAAGGCGAAGGAAGCCGCGGGGCCGGCCCCCUCGCCUAUGCGGGCAGCCAACCGAUCCCACAGCGCCGGCAGGACCCCGGGCCGAACUCCCGGCAAAUCCGGCUCCAAGAUUCAGACCACUCCCAGCAAACCUGGCGGUGACCGCUAUAUCCCCCAUCGCAGUGCUUCCCAGAUGGAGGUCGCUAGCUUCCUCCUGAGCAAGGAGAACCAGCCCGAAGACAGUCAGACGCCCACCAAGAAGGAACAUCAGAAAGCAUGGGCUUUGAACCUGAACGGUUUUGAUGUGGAGGAAGCCAAGAUACUUCGGCUCAGUGGAAAACCACAAAAUGCCCCAGAGGGUUACCAGAACAGACUGAAAGUACUCUAUAGCCAGAAGGCCACGCCCAGCUCCAGCAGGAAGACCUGCCGUUACAUUCCUUCCCUGCCAGACCGGAUCCUGGACGCCCCUGAAAUCCGGAAUGACUACUACCUGAACCUUGUGGAUUGGAGCUCUGGGAAUGUACUGGCUGUGGCUUUGGACAACAGUGUGUACUUGUGGAGUGCUAGCUCUGGUGACAUCCUGCAGCUGCUGCAAUUGGAGCAGCCUGGGGACUAUAUAUCUUCUGUGGCCUGGAUCAAAGAGGGCAACUACCUGGCUGUGGGCACCAGCAGUGCUGAGGUGCAGCUAUGGGAUGUGCAACAGCAGAAACGGCUUCGAAACAUGACCAGUCAUUCUGCCCGAGUGGGCUCCCUCUGUUGGAAUAGCUAUAUUCUGUCCAGUGGCUCACGCUCUGGCCACAUCCACCACCAUGAUGUUCGGGUAGCAGAACACCAUGUGGCCACAUUGAGUGGCCACAGCCAGGAAGUGUGUGGGCUGCGCUGGGCCCCAGAUGGACGACAUUUAGCCAGUGGCGGCAACGAUAACUUGGUCAACGUGUGGCCUAGUGCUCCUGGAGAAGGUGGCUGGGUUCCUCUGCAGACAUUCACCCAGCAUCAAGGGGCUGUCAAGGCUGUAGCUUGGUGUCCCUGGCAGCCCAAUGUCCUGGCAACUGGAGGGGGCACAAGCGAUCGACACAUUCGUAUCUGGAACGUCUGCUCUGGGGCCUGUCUGAGUGCUGUGGAUGCCCAUUCCCAGGUGUGCUCCAUUCUCUGGUCUCCCCACUACAAGGAGCUCAUCUCAGGCCACGGCUUUGCCCAGAACCAGCUGGUUAUUUGGAAAUACCCAACCAUGGCCAAGGUGGCUGAACUGAAAGGUCACACAGCCCGGGUCCUUAGUCUGACCAUGAGCCCAGAUGGGGCUACAGUGGCAUCAGCAGCAGCAGAUGAGACCCUGCGGCUGUGGCGCUGCUUUGAGUUGGACCCUGCCCGGCGGCGGGAGCGGGAGAAGGCCAGUGCAGCCAAAAGCAGCCUCAUCCACCAAGGCAUCCGUUAAGGACCAACUCAUCUCAGUUUUUUGCGUUUUUUUUUUUUUACUUUUCUAAUAAAGUCACGUCUCCCUCU